This is a messenger RNA of Homalodisca vitripennis (glassy-winged sharpshooter), 2979 nucleotides long. RefSeq lists its product as uncharacterized. Bases 208 to 2979 code for a protein of 923 amino acids. Gene Ontology annotation, molecular function: metal ion binding. The transcript is spliced from 16 exons. The record is from RefSeq and is a predicted model, not a curated record. Lineage: Eukaryota; Metazoa; Arthropoda; Insecta; Hemiptera; Cicadellidae.
UUACCAGCGAUUGAGUUGACGACGGGCGGUAGACUAAAAGAGCGAGUCAGAAGUUGGAAUAGUGUGAGCAAUUUAUUACUAACGAAGUUGAUAAUAGGUUGAUAGGUUAUAUUAUAUUUUCUCUUACAAGAAUAAAAAUUAUCAUUUUGUGCCUUUUUUGUGUUGGCGUAAUAUUCUUUGCGUCCCACAACAGAAAAGGAUUAGAACAUGGCACCUGUAGAUAAAUCUCCUCCAGCUAAACCUGAUGGUACAUUUUCGUUGAUAUGUUCAUCAAAGGCAAAUGAUUUAAUUCCAGUUCAUAAGUAUAAAUCCUCGCUCACUGGAUUAACCGUUGUUCUAGCAGAAGUCGAGGGUCCUGUUGUUAAUGGAUAUUUUUGUCUAGCUACUGAAGCUCAUGAUGAUGAUGGAUUACCCCACACUCUGGAGCACCUUGUGUUUUUGGGGAGCGAACAAUACCCUUACAAAGGGGUGUUGGAUCUAUUGGCCAACAGAUGUUUGGCAUCUGGAACCAAUGCUUGGACAGAUACAGACCAUACUUGUUACACCAUGACCACUGCGGGCAGUGAAGGUUUCUUGUCUCUUAUCCCCAUCUAUUUGGACCACAUUUUAUACCCUACACUUACAGAUUCAGGGUUCACGACUGAGGUGCAUCAUGUGACGGGGGACGGGGAGGAUGCAGGAGUGGUCUACUGCGAGAUGCAGGGCCGAGAAAACACUGGGGAGUCUCGUGUCUACCUGCAGCUACUGCGCACUAUAUAUCCGGGUUGCUGUGGUUACAAGUCUGAGACUGGUGGGAUAAUGAAGAACCUCCGAGAGUCUGUUGACAACCAGAAGGUACGAGCAUACCACAAAGCCUUUUACAGGCCUGAAAACCUGACUCUCAUCAUAACUGGCCAAGUUAAACCUGAAGAUCUCUUCAAGACUUUGGAGCCUUUCGAGCAGAAAAUAGCUUCAAAAGGUCCAAGAGGAGCAUUCCAGAGGCCGUGGCAGGAUCCCGUUCCCCCCCUCACAGAGUCGUCUGACAUUGAGAUCAAGUUCCCUUGUGAUGAAGAAGAUAACGGAAUGGUGUACGUCGGCUGGCGUGGCCCUUCUGCUGUCACUGAUCUCUACAAGUUAGCCGCAUGUUCUGUACUGAUGAAGUAUCUGACAGAUACAUCUGUCAGUCCUCUACCCAAGGAGUUUGUCGAGGUCUCAGAUCCCUAUUGUAGCAAGGUAUCCUACUCUCUAGUCGAGAACUCAGAGUCGGUGCUGAUGCUGCAGUUUGAGAAUGUGCCUCUGCACAAAUUGAACUCUGUAAGGUGUAGACUGACAGAAGUGUUGGACGCUAUUGUAAGUGGAAAGGAACCUAUGGAUAUGCGGCGUCUGGCAACCGUCGUAAACCGCCAUCGCCUGGAGUGUCUCAGUCACCUGGAAAAUAGUCCCCACGAUAGCAUCGCCUUCAUGGCCAUUGGUGAUAUGUUGUACGGCAACACCAAGCAGGACCUAGACCAGAGAUUAAACCAGGUGGCAGACCUUUACAAGAUGGAGAGUGAGGAUCAGUCGUUCUGGACGGGGCUAAUUGAACAGUAUUUGAUUCGCGGACCGAGCGUAACGGUGCGCGGUGUGCCCAGUGUGCAGGAGCAGCAGACUAUGGCACGUGAGGAAAAGGAGAGAGUGGAGCAGCAGAGACUACAACUGGGGUUGGAGGGUUUACAGGAGAGAGACAAGAUGCUCACAGAUGCGAUGCAGCAGAAUGAGAUUCCUCCGCCACAGUCAAUGCUGACAUCAGUGAAAAUCCCAAGUAUUGAAUCCAUCCAGUUCCACCGUAUUCAGGCCUACACGACAAGCUCAGCAUCGCCUCAUCCCAAGUUUGAUAUUGGCCAGGUCCCUGUGUACAUGCAGCUUGAUCACAUACACACUAAUUUUGUUUAUAUGUUUGUGCUGAUGGACACGACAGAGGUAUCAAGUCAGCUACGGCCGUACCUGUUGCUGCUGUUUGAGAGUCUGUUGGAGUCACCAAUACAGCGUGGAGACGUUCUGGUACCUCAUGAAGAGGUGGUGGCUCAACUGGAGGCUGACACAGUUGCUGCAGUUACCCGUCUCGGCCUUGAGUCCACUAGCCGUUUCCAGUGCGGCCCUUACUGUCAAACUACGUCACUCAUGUUGCAGUUGGAGCCAAAUAAGUAUGAGCGAGGUAUAGUGUGGAUACGAGAGCUACUGUACCAGACCAAACUGACAGUGGAGAGGUUGAAAAUCAUUGCUACCAAAAUCGUCAAUGAUGUCGCCCAGGUCAAGCGGAAAGGCAAUACUAUGGUGCGAGACCUCAUGAAAGGAGUAAUCUACACAAACGAGAGCAAUCACUACUCGGCGAGUGUGCUGAGGCAGCACAAGUUCCUGUCUUCGAUAUUGGAGCGAUUGAAUGACCCGAACGAGUGCAAUGUCGUGUUGGCUGAGAUAGACGAGGUGCGCCAGAUCAUCACCCACCCAUCCAACAUGGUGGUGCACAUGGCUGCCAACCUGGAACUGUUGGCAACCAAAUAUACGGAUCCGGCCAGCAUGUGGACUCAAUUGCUGCCGCCCACCCGCAGCCCAGCACGUAACCAACUCCGGGUGACAAAUGACUGGCAACUGCUGUUGGACCACUCAGCCAGUAAGGUGUGCAACUGUGUGGUGGGGAUGGGUGCAGUAGAAUCCACCUACUUCUGCCAAACUACACCCACCAUCCGAGAUUUCCUGGACCCUGACUUGGCCCCACUGCUUGUUUUUCUACAGUAUCUCACCCAGCUUGAGGGUCCGAUGUGGCGACUAAUACGUGGUCUGGGGUUUGCCUACUCGUACAACAUGAUACCUCGGCCCAACGAGGGACUGCUCUACCUCACCUUCUACAAGGCUACCAACAUCAUAGGAGCCUACAAGAAGACAAAGUCUAUCCUGGUUCCCACUGUGUACAAGUACUUAUCCAAUGGAACUGAAGUAAAGAAAUUAUCAACGAAAACAUGA